Messenger RNA from Ruditapes philippinarum (Manila clam), 4901 nucleotides. RefSeq lists its product as uncharacterized. NCBI's taxonomy places the organism in Eukaryota, Metazoa, Mollusca, Bivalvia, Venerida, Veneridae. The record is from RefSeq and is a predicted model, not a curated record. The coding region runs from base 1611 to 3020 and encodes 469 amino acids. The transcript is spliced from 3 exons.
UCAUAAAAGAUAUAUGAGGGCCUUUAUCCCAUAUAAAAUAUAUUUUCCCUGUGACAGAAAAGUUUUUCUAAUUGUUAUUUAAACUUCCCUGUUUGUUGCCAUCUGCUGUCACAUUGUUGAAUUUUUUUCUUCAGGGUACAAAUAACAUUAUUUUAUGCUCAUUAAAGGGACUCCACUGAGAUUUUUUGGCAUGGUUGGACUGAAAAUAUUUUUUCCAGAUAAAUGUACCAUUUGAUGUAGGUUUAGACCAUUAAUCUUUGUGCAAAGUUUAAGAUCAUUUGCGCACUUCGUUUUUCCAGAAUUAUUAUUCAAAUUGUAAAAAAAAUGACCCAAAAUGAAAAGCGUUUAGACGCUUUUCACUCAAAUCGCGCUAAGGAAAGCAUAAAAGUAUGAUUUUCAAUUUAUUUCAAAGUAUAUUUCUUAACUAUUUUUGCAUAUAUUUCUGUUUAAAGUGCCCUAGCUCAUUUAUGUAAGAAAUUCAAAUGUUAUGUUUUUAGGCUUUUAAACUUCAGUGGAGUCCCUUUAAUGUAUGCUGAGUAUCUUUUAUACAUGCAGUUCUUUUUAUAUUAAAUUUUGCUUCUGUUGUUUUAAUAUUCUUCCCAGAUGUUUUAAAACAUGAAUUCCAACAUUUGUACCUUUAGAGCAAAAAGCUUGCAUAAUUCCCUUCAACAAAAACUUUGCUAAAAUUUACUUCAGUAACAUGUACUUGACAGUUUUUAUGCGAGUGUUUUUUUUUUCAUUUAUUAAAGAUUAUUUCUUUUUAUCAAAGAAUUAGUUUAAAAACCCUGUUAUAAUAAGUUCAUUAUCAUUUAACAAUUUAAGUUUAAUAAUCUAAGUUUGUAGAUACUAGUUUAUUAUCAUUUAAUAAUUUAAGUUUGUACAAGUAAGAUAUUAGUUUAGGCAGUGAUGAAACAUUUAUUACAGACUAAAAGCUCUGUGAAAAAUAUAUAUUCCAGUUUUAAGUGUGAAUUUGUGCAAUAAAAACAAGAUAUACCUGUUAUGUUUCAGAUGCUAAGUUGUACUUCUUUAAAUCAUAUUUAAAACAAUAUUUAACAUUUGUAUGUAUAUUUACAAUGCUCAUGCAGUGCUAAAGUAGACUAAAUUGAAGUGUUAUCAAUUUCAUCACUAUGUCAUUCAAGUUCUUUGUUUAGAACAGGUUAAAUAUCUAUCACCCAUUGUUUUAUUUUGUCUGAUAACAUAGCUUUAUUAUGUUACACUUAACUAUUAAUCAUUCUUGAUUUAAAAUAUCAUUUGGUGUAAAAAAAUGUAACAAUACAUUACAAUAUACAAAUGAUUAUAAAGUAUUAAGUAUCUAGUAUUUAAAUCACUGCUGGUGAAAUGUGUAUGAAUACACACCUAAGUGUUCUUUAAACAUCUAUAAUGUAAAGCUAGUUGUCAAGGACUCGUGAUUCUAACUGUCAUGGAAACUGAAUGUAUUUUUAUUUGAGAUAAAGACUAAAAUGAAUUUUAGAUUGAUUUUAAAAAAAGUGUAUCUUGAUUAUGAUAAAGGAUGCUUUAAGCUUAGAAAAACAAUACAUUAAUGAAAUAAAAAAAUUAGAAAUUCUGUGGAAAGGUUACAGUAAAAUAGUCAGACAAUUAUGUUUUAACUGAUGGGGUGCUCUAGUGGCCGUCCAAUUCGUAGACUUUCUGUAAGCGAAUCUUCUGACAGCAUAGAAUACAAAAUGUACGAGGAAUCUGAAUCACCAAAUCCUCAUGUACAUUGGGAUGACAGUGAUGAAGAAGAAGAUGAUGAUGACUACUAUACUGAUCACGUUAUGGAUGCUUCAAUGAAUUUUAGAGAUCGGGUAAUGUCAUCAAAAGGUCCAAGAAGUGCGGGAGCAAGAUCGCGAGUAACCACGACAAGUGCUGGUGAAACUUUUGAUGGGGGGAGUGAAUAUUUUGAUAUAGAUACAAUGACCGAGGGAAGAUCCGAGAUGACAGACUGGGAUCAAGAGGAACCCGGCAUACAUGCUCCAUCUCUGUCGUUAUGGUACAAUGAUGAAGGGCCUGGAGAUAUUCUAACACAGGAUGUUUAUGUACCGAAGGUUGGACUUACAAAGUAUACUUACUAUUGUUGUCUACAGUGGAAUGCUGGGAUGAAUGGUGGAGGUUAUUGUGGGAUACAGGAUCAUCCGAAGGGUCAUAAUUACAUAUUCUCAUUGUGGGAUCCUAUAGAUACAGACAAGAAGAUCAAACCUAUUUAUGUUGGACCAGGAACUAUCUAUGAACCUUUUGGUGGGGAAGGCCAGGGCUUGAAGACUUGGAACUUUUCUUUAGGAUGGGAACCAGACAACUGGUAUACCCUUGUAACCAGACGCUGGGAUGAUGAUGACAGGACAUGCUAUGGAUUCUGGGUAAAACACCAUUUAACCUUGGAAUGGACCCAUUUAGUGUCCUUAGAAUUUCCGGUACCUGGCACAUACUUUGAAACGUUAACCUGUAGUUUUCUGGAAGAUUGGGAAGGAAGUGGGGACCAAGAACGUCGAGUUCAUUACCAGAAUGGCUACAAGCAUGGUUUAAAUGGAAAAUGGCUACCAUUUGAUAAAGCAGUGUUUAGUAUGGUAAAUGAAACAAGAUGUAAACUGUUUGAAAACAAUUAUGACUCUGGAGUUUUAGAUGACACAUUCUAUUUGCAUUCAGGUGGUCAGUCAAUGCCAACAGGGGGCGCUGUCAAUGGCGGAAUGCUGAAAAGAAAGAUGCCCCAGAAACCAGAUGUUCUGCCGAUAUGCGUGUACCUGUCAUCAGUUACUGCUGAGGAAGUGAGCUGGGAUAUACCUACAGGAAGUGUUCCACAGUUUCAGUAUAUUGUUUACAUUGACAGAAUGAUCUAUAAACAGGAAAUAAACUCUGAAGCUAGAACAUGUAAAUUUAAUACCCCACCGACGGAACUUGUUGAAUUGUUAAUUGAGGAUAUUUAUGGACAUGCUGUAAGGUCAAGGUUCAAGGUCAGUAACCCUCCAGAUUGUGACCCAGAAACUAGGAAAAGAUUAGAAGUGUAUGUACCAACAGCAAGUCACUGAAGUAGACUUUUAAACUCUACAAACUGUCACAAUUUUACUUACAGUCAUGUGUAUUAAGAUAUAAAGUAAUGACUGGAUUAGCCAUUGUUGGAUACCCACAGUUGAUUAACAUGUCACAUAACAUAUAAUCAAUGUUAAUGGUUCGGCCGUGGGUAUCCUACAAGGGAUAAGCAUACAGUUAUGUUAUUUGGUACAACCAAGCAGAUUUAUGAAUAAUUUAUCACUUUAAACACAUAUACUAAGUCUUACAUAAGAGUUUUUGCCUUUGUAUUUUUUCACAGUGAAAUCAGACUUUAAGUGACUAACCUAAUUUAUUAUAUGCUUUCCGGUGGUUUAUAGAAAUAUAUCAGUGAAAUAUAAAACUGAUAAUUUCACUGUUUGAAACAGUGAAAUUAUCAAUUUGAUAAUUUCUCUGUUUUGUAUUUAAGUCCCUUAGGUUGUUUCAGUGAAGUACCAGCGUGCACAGUACUGGAAACCAACUUAAUAAUGUGACGUUGUUAAUGACAUCACAUUGAAUUAUUAUUUGGAGCGCUUUUCAUUUAGUAUCUUUUUAAACGUUUCUUUGCAUGUAAUAAAAAGAAAAUUUGUUUACUUUAGUGUAAGAUCGAAAUACAUUUAACCUUGUGGCUGCACCACUCGUGAAAUAUACGUUUUGGUGCUCGCUCGGUGAAACAUAUUCUGAUCUUGCACUGAACUAAACAAAUAUCCUCUAUUUACUUUUGCUGAUCUCAAUUCAUUGCUGUGGUAGUGAAUAGUAGUACGAAGCAUUAAAUUUUAUAUAUUUGUAGUCAUGAAUAGGUUAAAAAGUUAAAGUUGCAUGAAAUUUUGUGGAAUACCAAGUGCUGAAUUGUGUGGACUGGAAAAUCUAUUUGGGCUGGUUUUGGUCAAAAUGAAAACUUUCAAUAUUAUGAAAUAUCAGAUGAAUUGUAUAUGAAAUGAAUUAUAAAUCUCAUAUGAAAUGUUUUGUAAUAACUCUAAAAGGUUUGCUCUCCACAAAAUAAUAAAUAUUUUAAGUUCUUUCUUCUGAAAAUCAGGAGACAAAUGAAGAAUGUAAAACAAUGGACAAAUUAACAAAUUUUGUUAAUAAAAAUCACCAUUUUCAGGAUAAAUAUACAAAAUACUUCAAUUUUUGUACUAAAAUGUAAUUUGACAAUUUCAUAAAUAUUGCUGUUAAAAAUAGAAUGACAGUUGGCACAUUUUCAGUGAUUUAUUGUUAAAAAUAAUUCCUGUUAAAGUAAAAAGAUUUAGAAAUACUAUACAGACUGAACAUCAUUACCUGAAUGACUUGUUUUAAACACUUGAGAAUCUUUCUUAUCUGAAACUGUUGCCAUGUUAUAUUAACUGAUAAACAGAUUUUGUUGAUAAUAUUACUGAUCUUGUAUAUUAAAUAUUCAAGUUUUGUUCAUUGUUAUGUCCUGCCAGUAUAUUUCAUUUGUUUUUUUUAAAUUAUAUAAAAUUGUGUCUCAUUUUAUUAUAGUAGUGAUCUACUGUAUGUGAUAAUGAUGUAAAUGAUUAAAUAUUGUAAAUGCAUCAUUCUAACUGAAAGAUUUAUUCUAUCACACAAACUUUAUGCAAGAUAAACAUAUUUUCCAACAAUAACAGCAAUUCACUUCUGUUGCCAAACAAAUCACAAGUCUUCAAAUGUAUCGUUAAAAAUGAAUAGAAGCUGUGUAAUGAAUGAAAAAGAAAAGAUCAAAUUUUUGGUUUGUAAAAAUAAAUAAAUAUGUUACAAUUAAAUUACAUGUCAUGUCACAUACAGAUUUAAUGAAUAAUUUAUUGAGUAGCUUGUGAAUAACAUGAAUGUGAGAUCAUGUCUCAUGAAUAUCGUAUGUGUUAUGAUUGUUCUUAUGUUAUAUAUAUAUAUAUUUACAUUAAAGUUAU